Molecule: messenger RNA, 1710 nt
Organism: Eupeodes corollae
Lineage: Eukaryota; Metazoa; Arthropoda; Insecta; Diptera; Syrphidae
Exons: 1
Coding region: 1-1710 (569 amino acids)
Source: RefSeq, a predicted model, not a curated record
AUGUUCGUCCUGAAAGCCAUAACAUACUUUCUAUCGCUUGCCAAUACUUUUGGAAAUAGAAAUAAUUUUCAUUUAAGUGAACUUAUAGAAAAAAUUCACCUCGAAAACGAUAUUGAUAAUGUGUGUUUCAUUGGCGCUGAUUUCGACUUCGUGGGUGAUUUCGUUCGAAAUCAUUCAAACAUCAAAGUGUUGAUAAUUACUUCCCUAGCUGAUGUCUUCACAGAAAUUCCCCACAUGACACUAUUAGUAGUUGAUGUUUCUCACUAUCAGGAACAAGAACUCAUGCCAUCUGAAUUAGAGGAAUUCAUUCGAAAACUCCAAGUUCGAAAAUUCGUAAUUGUUUCGGCGGAUAACUUCCAGAAACUCCAUGAUUAUUUCCUAUUCUUCGAAGAAAACAAAUUCACCAGAAUAUUUGGGAUAACAAAUAACACGCCCUUUGUAUUCAUGCCGUAUGCCGACAGCAAAAUCCAACAAGUCCAAAUGGAUGUCAAACUUCCAAAUGCAUUGAAGGACCUUAACGGAUUCGUUUUUCGAACAACCGUGGAAAGAAACAUUCCCCGAACGUUCUGGUACAAGAAGAAAGACGGAAAACGAAAAAUAGGGGGCUGUUUUGGACAGAUAUUUUUGGGCUUUCUCCAACGACACAAUGCAAUUUACAAGGAAAUUAAACUACACAAUGCCUCUGAUAUGUACAGUCCCGCUCUCAUAAAUGCAACUAUCGAAAACCGAAUUGACAUUAGCAUGAAUGCCUACGGAGGUAGCAAAGAUCUUGAUUCCACGUAUCCAGUUAAAUUCGGAAAGUUUCAAGUAAUGGUUCCACUAAACGGUUAUGUGUCCCCCAAUGAGUACUUCGAACGACCUUUCUCACCGACUGUAUGGGCAUUGGUAGGCCUUACUCUCGUCUAUGUUGUGUUGAUCGAUGUGGUGUUAAAAAUUCUAACCAACGAGCCUGUUGAGGUUUGGCGAAGUUUCAGUCAUAUGUUCCUGGCAAUGAUUGGGCUGCCACGAGAAAGACCAGUGACGACAGCCUACCGACUGCAUUUCCAAGUUUUCGUAUUGGCAUUUAUUCUAGUGAACAUUUAUGUCAUUUCGUUUACGUCAUUUUUGACAGUUUACAUAAAAGUCAAACAGUUUAACACUCUCAAGGAUCUAAUGGACAAUAAUGUGAAGGUUAUGAUGAUGACUUUCAUUUGGGCAGCAAUUUUUAAUUCCGGAAGCUUUCCUCCUGGAUUUGAAAAUAUUGUAGUUGCAGUUGACCAAAAAACUUAUCUAACAGAGUUAUAUUCAAUGAAAAAUACAAGCUUUGGUUAUGCUGUGAGUGCUGACACAAGUGAUUUUCUCUUACAUUUGCAAGCGUGUUUUAGAAAACCACUAUUUCAUAUGACACAUAAUAGUUUAUUGGAAUAUACACUUGGAUUUACAUUAGUUAAAUAUUCACCAUUCAAAGAGAUUUUGAGUGAUUUCAUUUUUGAUGUUAUGGAGACGGGUUUAGUGAAUAAAUGGGAGCUUGAUGUCGUUGUUCAGGCUCCUUAUGCUGGCGUAGAAGAACUUUUGGUGCAACGGGAGGAUAUCCAAAUAGUUGGGGAUGAGCAUGCUGCCUUGACAGUUCAACAUUUGAUGUUUUGUUGGAAUUUACUGGCGCUUGGUUGGACAAUAGCAGCGUGUGUAUUUGUGGGCGAGAAAUUAAGCAAAUUGUUUUUGAAAUUUUAA